Molecule: messenger RNA, 145 nt
Organism: Racocetra fulgida
Lineage: Eukaryota; Fungi; Glomeromycota; Glomeromycetes; Diversisporales; Gigasporaceae
Source: the annotation of a GenBank genome assembly
AUGACAGAUACAAAGAAACCGCAGGAACAAACAGAAUCCCUCCCAUUUGAAACUGGCGAUGAAACUAGUAAACAAGUCAAGGACAAAGAGAAUGAUGAAAAUAAAAUUUCUCCGGAAAUCAUUGUUGAAGCUGGGGCACGAACUG